CUGUGUCCCAAAAUGGGUCUCAUCGAAGCCAUCCUGGAGCAAGUCUCCUUGAAAGCCGUCUUCGCCAUUCUCAUCGCCGCGUACUCCGUCUGGCAUAUCAUAUGUCGCAUUGAUGAGCAUCGACGCAUUAGACGUCUGGGAAACUACGGCCCACACCUCACAACGUACUUUCCGCUGGGUCUUGACCACCUCUACAAGACCGUCCGAUCCACCAUAAGACACGAAAAUCUUGACUUCUGGCGAAAUCAUUUGUUUGGUCCCUUCAACUCCUGGACCUCCGAGGCACGCAUGCUCAACAUGCGCAUCAUCUUCACCGCCGACCCAGCCAAUCUCAAGGCCAUCCUGGCAACGCAGUUCAGCGACUACGGCAAAGGCGAGCCCUUCCAUGCCGAGUGGAAAGAUUUCCUCGGCGACAGUAUCUUCACCACCGACGGACAUCAGUGGCAUGCCAGCCGCCAGCUCAUCCGGCCUCAGUUCACCCGCGAUCGUGUCAGCGAUUUGCACUGCUUCGAGGCACAUAUGCAGACGUUUUUCCGUGCCAUUGCGAAUGGAGGACCCCUGGAGGGCGAGGAUCAGGUGGUGGAUAUGAACGGUGUUAAUGGUAAGGUGAUGGAUAUCAGCGGUUUGCUUUUCCGCUACACGCUCGACGUGGCAACCGAAUUCCUCUUGGGAUCCGAUGUCAAGUCUCUUACUACACCUGUCCAGGAGUUCGCUGAGGCAUUCAACGAAGUUCAACGCAUCCAAAACAUCAUUGCCCGGACAUCCAAGGCUCGGCCCCUUGUCCCCAAGUUCGCCUUCCGACGCAAUCUCAAAAUCGUUCAUCACUUCGUCAACUUCUACAUCGAGCGGGCCCUGCGCAUGAGCCCCGAGGAACUUGCCCGCAAGUCCAAGGACGACCACUCUUACACGUUCCUGCACGCCCUCGCUGGCUUCACGCGAGACCGCACCGUUCUGCGCGACCAGAUCAUGAGCAUCCUCAUCGCGGGCAGGGAUACCACCGCUUGCACUCUAUCCUGGGUUAUCUAUGAGUUGGGCCGCCACCCAGAAGUUGUCGCGAAGCUGCGAGUCGAACUUCUCGACACCGUUGGUCCUACCCGAACCCCAACGUACGAGGAUCUCAAGAAUAUGCCUUACAUGAAAGCCAUCCUCAACGAGGCGCUACGCUUGUACCCGGCGGUUCCCUUCAAUGUCCGCCUCGCCCUCAAGGACACGACGCUCCCGCGCGGCGGCGGACCAGACGGCACCGAGCCCUUGCCGGUCCUCAAAGACACGCCCGUCGCAUACUCGACACUGGUGAUGCAGCGUCGGGCAGAUCUGUACCCGCCUGUGUCGGAUAAGUUCGCCGACCCUGACGUCUUCAGCCCCGAACGGUGGGAGCACUGGCACCCCAAGCCGCACGAGUACAUCCCCUUCAACGCCGGCCCGCGGAUCUGCAUCGGCCAGCAAUUCGCGUUGACCGAGAUGAGCUACGUGUUGUGCCGCAUGUUCCAGCGGUACGAGAAGGUCGUGAGCUACAUGUACGAGGUUGACGGCGGACAGCCCAUGCUCAAGGCUGAUAUUGUGCUAUCGCCUGGCCAGGGGGUGAGAGUGGCUUUCUGGGAGGCGUAGAC
Molecule: messenger RNA, 1610 nt
Organism: Ilyonectria robusta
Lineage: Eukaryota; Fungi; Ascomycota; Sordariomycetes; Hypocreales; Nectriaceae
Product: cytochrome P450
Exons: 3
Coding region: 13-1608 (531 amino acids)
Molecular function (GO): iron ion binding; monooxygenase activity; heme binding
Source: RefSeq, a predicted model, not a curated record